AUGGGGUCUCCCGAAGCUGCAGCUCCAAUAUCGGAAAAUGGGGUGGGAGGCCAUGGAAAUGGGAGGGCCAACGCACCCAAUGAUCCGGCGACAGAUGACGGCGGAGUGAGGUGGUGCGCGGUGAGGGACGAAGUGAAAGAGUGUCAGUCAUUUGUUGGUGUUAUUAGCCAACUAACAGGCUACGUGUGGAAAUGCAUCCAAAAAGAGAAAGCCCAGGAUUGUCUAGAGUCAAUCAAGAAAGGAGAAGCAGAUUUGGUGAACUUAGAAGCAGGUCUUGCUUACAUUGCAUUCAUCAACUAUUCAAUGAAAGCCAUAGCCAAUGAGAUCUAUUAUGAUCGUUCCAAAACCUAUGAAGCUGUUGCAGUUGUAAACAGAAGGGUAUGUGAAAACAAUGAAAAAAUCAGUUUAAUGGACUUCAAAGGUCACAAGUCUUGCCAUGGAGGUUACUCCACAGUAGCAGGAUGGAACUACCCCAUCAAUCACAUUAAAAAUUUAUUUAAUGAUGAAAAAAUGAAUGAUAAGGAAAUCGCAACUAGUUUCUUCUCACGACUUUGUGCACCAUCAGAGGUUGAAGGUUUUGAUACAUGUAAUGUAUGUGGCAAAGAGAAUGAAACCUGCAAUGAAACAGGCUUGUAUUAUGGCCACUCAGGAGCUUUUAGGUGUCUAGUAGAGGAGUUGGGAGACAUUGCUUUUGUCAAGGGUGAUACUGCCUUGUUCUAUUCUAUGGAGGGACCUCAUAACCAAUCAUGGUCAACAAAGUCUCUUAGGGACUUCAUGUAUCUUUGCCCUAAAGGGGGUUGCAGAGAAAUCAAUGGUUAUCCUGCAGAUUGUUCGUUUGGAACUGUUUCUGCAAAUGUGAUAAUGGCACAUAACUCAAUGCCCAACAAGAAGAGAAUGUAUGUCUUAGAAACAUUGACGAAUACUAGUUUGGUGGAUGCUCUUUAUUCCCCAAUCGAUAUUCGCAACAACCUAUUUAGUCCAAGUACCCAAGGACUAGACAUGAUUAAAAGGGUCACGAAGUUGUAUCUGGGGAAAUCAGCUUCAAUCUCACAUAUCAUACAAAAAUUAAAUGUCCCAGAAGACAAAGCCACUUCACAUACAACAGAUAACGUUCCAGAUGAACCACCUUCAUCUUCACAUGUUUGCUGUUCACAAGUGAUAACGAUGCUCUCACCCCUAAUGCUAUUAUUGGUACUUAGAAUGUUUUCUCCAAAAUAAAGACUUUGUUGUUUUCUACUCAGUGGUUUACUUUCAUAGUUUCAUAUGCGGUGGAAGUUAUCAUCGAUUACUAGUUUGUUGUCUGAUGUGAGCAGAAUUGGCAAAAUCCUAAUAUGAUGAGCUAAUGACAAAAAAAAAAAA
Medicago truncatula (barrel medic) is the source of this 1359-nucleotide messenger RNA. Its product is annotated as serotransferrin. Gene Ontology annotation, cellular component: plasma membrane; recycling endosome; early endosome. The transcript is spliced from 6 exons. The record is from RefSeq and is a predicted model, not a curated record. Gene Ontology annotation, biological process: iron ion transport. Bases 1 to 1218 code for a protein of 405 amino acids. NCBI's taxonomy places the organism in Eukaryota, Viridiplantae, Streptophyta, Magnoliopsida, Fabales, Fabaceae.